UCGCAAAAGCGAAUGUGAUAUUUGCGAAUCCCAACCACGAUGCAGGCUCCACGCCGAGUGUAGGAUUGAUUUCAUGGUUGCGUCAACGAGAGACUGGGACGCGCCAAUCUCGUCUCGCGGCUGCAAUGAGCCCAAAUCCCACGCGAUGCCGUCAUCAGGUUGAGGCUGGAACACCGACGGAUCGAUCUCACACAGGAUUUCCUGAGCCAGCCCAAUCGAAGGGCAUGCUUUUGCAAACGAACCCUGGCCUCUAGCCUCUGCCGCUCUGAGGAAGCAGACUGCCCACGCCUCCCAGCGUCGCUGGGCUUGCUCAUUUAUCCCAACCCUAAGCGAUAAGUCCAUCUUCUUCUGCUCCGUCAUCGUCGCUGCUUCACUCUGAGGAAAUACUUCUCUUGGAGUAGUAGCGCGGUGACAUUGCCCCUUGGAAUUCUUUGCUAAGUCUCAAGGUGGUCCGUCUGUUGACGGGGCGUUAAAACACAUGGCAUCUUCCUUGUCUGUGCCUUCGAAACUCUCGAUUACUUCCUACAGGUCUGAAGUGUUCGGACAUUGCAACAAUGAACAUCAAAAGAGAUCUGCUAAAAAGAAUGUAUUAUUGAAUGCCUGGUUAGGAUCAGGGAAAUUGUCACGACACAGUCAUGUUCGGGGUUGGCAGAGUCAGGAAGGAAAGAAAGGUCCUCUUUCUUGCCAGGCACUUUUUGGAAGUAAAGCUCCUAAGGAUGAGAACGACUCGGAGGACGAACCCAGAAGCUCAAUCAAUGACUCAAAUAGCAUAAGCUCAGACGCUUUCCGGCAGCAAAUGGAACGAAUGGUAAACAGAGAUAAUGCCGAUGUUUCUUUUCGAGGAAUAGAUUUGGCUACACUUAUAAGGAAGAAAUACGGGAGAUCUUAUGACGUGCAAUUUAUUAAGAAAGAAUUUAUGGGACGCCAGCUCUUAGCUAUGAAUGUGAUGUGGAAGUAUCGUGAGCAGCGUUCCUUUCCUUUAACAGAGGAGGAAUACCUACUACACCUAGAUGAUAUUGCCAACAAUCUGAGAUGCUGGGGUGCUGUUGGUCUUGUGCGCAACGGCCUUGAGAAGACCAAAGAACGACCACGUAUUGGCAAGGCUGUGAGCAUUUUCAUUGAUCUUGACGAAUUUGGAGGAAGGUCGCGAGAGUGGAUAAACAGGUGAAGAAUGAGCAAGGGAGAGACAAGUUGAAUAAACAUAUCAACAGUUCAUUCAUCACAUUGUACUUUGUGAGGCCGAUGUUAUUAUUAUUAACCCCUUCCAUCGUCCGUUUGAAGGGGUGCUACAGGCGGAUGGAAACUCUUGUAGAAUUAAAUUCGCUUCAGGAAUGCUUCCUGUACGCAAUGUACGCUUUGAUUAGCAAAGUGUCAAUUCUCUAAUGUGUUCACCUCUGCCUCGCAUAAAGUCCGCAGACUUGUUCUUUUAUUGAGGUUGUAUACACUUGUUCUAUGUAUUCGGGGUUGAAGUGAAAACGCUAAUUGCUUGCUUUCUA
Messenger RNA from Physcomitrium patens, 1496 nucleotides. RefSeq lists its product as uncharacterized. The record is from RefSeq and is a predicted model, not a curated record. NCBI's taxonomy places the organism in Eukaryota, Viridiplantae, Streptophyta, Bryopsida, Funariales, Funariaceae.